Molecule: messenger RNA, 6147 nt
Organism: Biomphalaria glabrata
Lineage: Eukaryota; Metazoa; Mollusca; Gastropoda; Planorbidae
Exons: 12
Coding region: 803-2290 (495 amino acids)
Source: RefSeq, a predicted model, not a curated record
UUUUGGCUAUCACAUUUAAGCAAACAAACAAAUUGUUGCUGAGUGUGUAAUUUUAUUUGGCACACUGGUCUACAAAAGAACGGCUUUAGACUAGUUUUUUUUUUAUUUGAUGUGGGCCAUUAGUCAACUAGAGAGACUAUAGACUUUUAUUUUUAAGUAGGUCACUAGCUAUCAGAAGUAGGUCACUAGAACUGAAGUAGGUCACUUUUAUAUAAGCCUACUACUAGCUACUAGAUCUAAUUUCUAUGUGAUCAAUUUAUCCUCCUAGAAAGCUUACUUCAAGUAGUUUUUAUCAACACACAGUUUUCACGAAUCUAUUGAUUAACUGUCUUAGCUCAGGCGCCCUCCAGUUCUUCCCUCACAAUAGGCUAGCCGACACUGCCUUAAUAUCUCUGUAACAUCUUAAUCACUGUUGUGUAGUCUGUACAGUUCCAUGGGAAUACUUGUAUAGGUGAAUACAAGAAGUCGCUGGUUCUUUCUUCACCCUCGCAUUUUACUCGAGCUUAGCUUCUUAAUAUGUUUCUAUUUACACUCCAUUGAUUUUGUAACUCGUUGCCGUGCCAUUAAGACAAUUAUCACGUGAUCAACACACGCACCCGCACAUUCAUUCACACUCACACAUUGCCACGCACACCCAUCGUCUGCAGACAUCUAUCGCCUUUUCUUGUUUCUACCCGUCACUGUUGAGUUUCUUCCUACAGGUUGGCUUUCAACUUUAGUUGGGUUUAUUUAAUGAAAGGUGAAUCAAGCCAUGCAAUGUUAAGUGACAAAGUAAGCAUUUGAUAAUGCUGGAUAUAAAAGAAUGCAACAAUCAAGUCAUGAAACAGCUGUAAGUCUAACGGACUAUCCAGAGACAAUGUUACAAAUACUAACCUAUCCCGAGUCCAGCAAAACGAUGAGGUACUCAAGGCCUUGGUACCUUUUGCCGUUCUGGGUCAAUUUGACCUUGCUUUUCAGUCUUUCACAGUUGGUCUCUAUCAUUGACAAGACAGUUAAUGAUGAUGAUGCCAUGUUUCCACUUCCUUCCUGGAUUAUUUAUGCUACCAUUGCAGUAGUCACCCCAGGUUGUUUAGCAGUAUGUAGAUUGUUGUCUGAUCCUGCUAUACCUCUUCUUAUUGGAAGUUUAUUUACAACAUUUGCUUUGCUAUUGACAUCAUUUGAAACAAGCAUAUCACAAGUCUUAAUCUUCAGCCUUCUCACUGGUAUUGGUUUGGCUCUUUCCUUUCAAGCAAUAUUUUUAGCAAUUUCCCCAUAUUUUAUCAAAAAGAGCAUCUGUACAUCUGUGAUUACGCUAAUGGUGUCCAUGGUUAUCAUGGUUGGGACAUUCCCACUGAUGAACUAUGCAAGCCAAGCACUGGACACUAAAUUAUUUCUUUACUUGUCACCUCUGGCCUUUGUUACCUCAUUGAUUCCAUUCCAAAUUUAUUUAUAUCACAGAUAUAGAACCAAGUCAACCUCUACAGAAAAAGAAUCAUCUCAUUAUAUUUCAUUUGAUUCUGACACUUUAUUCAACACCAAAGAUAUAGAAAAUCUGAAGGAAAAUUCUUUGGGAACUUUAAUGGCAAAAUUAAAGAAUAUUUUCAGUGGAGACACUUGGAAGACAUCAUUUGUUUCAGUUCUUGUGUGGCUUAGUUGGGGGGCAGCUGCAGACACAUCAUGGAUGUCUAUGGGGUGGAGAUAUCAAUAUUUUCAAUUUCCAACAUCUCUGUCAGCUCUACAGAUGUUGCUUUGUUUCAUCUUGUUAGGAGUCAAAUUAGUGCCUGAGAUAUUUAGACACAAAGAAGCUUCUUGUCGUUCUAAUUUAGCUAGCAACUACAUGCAGCUAGGACUUUUAGGUGUUGGUGGAAUUUUGCUUUGUGUUAUCCCUGAGCACAGUCAUCAAUUUCACAACCAUCUACUCUUUACUGUUGGCCUUGCCCAACAGUAUGAUGAUCUCACUGACCUAUAUCUGCUACCCAAGAAUGGCCUAUCCUUUCAGAGCUCCCAGUACCAGCUCAUCAGAUAUAAACUGAGUUUUGUGGUCAAAGAGGGUGAAAAAUACAAACUCUGUUCAUUGUGGAAUGUUUUCUGUUUACUUUGCCACAUGAUGUCCAUACUUCUGAUGUCCUGCUUGGCUAUGAUUCUUGGAAUUCAAAUUGCAAAUGCCAUUGGAUUUCUGACAACAAUAACUCCCUUGAAUUAUUUGUGCUCACGUGGAGGAUUAUUGACAAUGUCUACAGCUGCAAUUUGUAUUUCUUUACUAAGACCUGAUACUUGGGUUGGCCAUAAGCAUGCACUGACCAUUGUUUAACUUUGUGAUAGUCUUAUUAUUUUAAUUUAAAAUUUUUCUAUUAAUAUAUACAACGUUCUGAGACUUUUAUUUUAUAGUAUAAUUUUUGUAUUGAGCAAUAAGUGAAUUCAUUAACUGACAUUAAGAUUUCACUUUAUUUCACAGAAAUAAUGAUACUUAUAUAUUGAAAAUUAUUCUCAAUUUUUAUAUCAUUCAAAUAAUUUAUUUUAAAAAAUGUAUACAAUAAAUUAAUAAUAAUAAUUUUCAGUUUUUGACAGACAUUUGAAAAACCUUUCAAGUAAUGAUCAUUAAACAUAUACAUAAUUUUUCAAAGUAUUGUUUCAUUGUGGAACUUCAUUAGUAAUGUUUUGCUUUUGCUGAGUUUAGUUUCUGUUUUUUAAUAUAUUUAUAUAUGUAGGCCUAUGCCAAAUCAUGUCUUAAGAAAGACAGGUGUAUUAUAGAUCUUUUUAUUAAACUGUGAUGGUCACAGUUAUUUUUUUUAUUCAAAAUUUGGUUGCCUUAAUAAAACUUUGAGUUUUUUAAAAUAUUCAUUAAAAAAGUAAAGUAAAUAAACAUGUUUGCAGCAAAAAAUUAUUUUAAAAAGAAAAAAAGCAUUUCAAAAUUGCCUGUUAUAGUUUAUUUUUAGCUAUGAGUUAAUUACUUAUUUUUUAUAUGAUUAGCACCAAGGUGUUAACUCUCAUCUAUUGUGGCAUAAAUAUAUUUAUUACAUGCUUUUCUCUCUAGUAAAAAUUAUAAAACUUUCAUUUAAUCCAAAGAUAUUUUCAUUACAUAAAGUGUCAAAAAGCUUGAUGAGUAAUGUUGGAAAUAAACAUACACAUUUCAAUUUGAAGCAAGUGAGAAACUAAAAACUUGGCAAAUGCAGCUUACUAAAUCUCUUCCGUGGACCUCAAUGGAACUAUACACAUAUCUCCUUAUAACUUUUUCACUUUAAAGCAAUCUACUUCAGGAAGAAGCUUUGUACAUUUAUAUUUGUGUCAUCUCCUAUUCUCUGUGCUAUGCAGUUGGCAUCAAAGUGACUCUUAAAUGCCUUACAAUUAUAAAUUACUCUCAGGUUUAUUGCAAUUAUAUCUUCUACUUCUACCCCCCCCCCCCCAUCCAAACUGUCUUAUGCUGCAAAAUGUUACAUUUCUUUUUUCAUCUAUAACUGUUAAAGUUUGACUCUCCCUUUCACUAAUUCUCCCAGUUAGCAGCUAUCUAAAAGCAUUAAACUUAAAAUAAAAAAUCAAUAAAGUGUCCUUGUAAAUACUAUAAACUGUUUGAAUGUUUGAGGACAAUGUAAACUUGCCUCUGUUUUGCUAUUGUAUCACUCCAAAUUCUGAUUCUGAUUGAUUCCAAUUUGUAAUUUUGUAUUAUGUUUACAUUUCCUUUUUGUUUUUCAUGGUAUGGGAUAAAGGAAAAAAAUAGAAAUGAGGCCCUCAAUACGUUUUUGAAUAUAAAUAUGGGAAAGCCUACAAAGGAGACUUCAUUUGAUCUCUAAUGACUGUGUUGAAUGGCCUAAGGUAGUAGCCAGUGUGUAUGUAAGAGACAGCUCAGUUCGUGGAAGGCAUUGUCCCUAUUGGACUACUAUAUCAGAGAACGUAUAAUGUAAAUAGUUUAUCCUAAAGGAGUAAUAGAUUUACAAGGGUGUACUUUGUAAUGUGGACCUUCUAAUUGGAAGAUGCACAAAACGUUUCUGUUCCAAUCACAUUAAAAACAAUCAUUUAAUACAUAUUGAAAUGAAUUUUGUUUUCAAUUUACCUGCAUAUAAUUGCUCUACAAACUUUGUCACCAUAGUGAAGCAUAGGAAUCCAUUAGCUGUUUUUUAUUUAUCAUUCUCAGAGUUAGAUUAAUUUAAUUGUUCCAAACUAUUCUCCACAAAUUUUGUCCCUUUCCCUCCUUUUUUUUCUAAUUUUGGACUCAAAGUCUACCAUGGCCUCUCCUUCCCAAUUUUCAUUUAGAUGAAUGUUUAUUUUGUAAUUAGAUAUUGAAUGAUGAUGCUAUAUUUACAAAGCUUUUAUCAAUUCACUGUCUGUCUGUUUGGUAAAUAGUUUGUACACAUUAUUCCUCCCACACCUAAUCUUAGAUUAAGCUAAAAUUUUGCACAAUUGUUUCUUUUACCUGACAACACAAGAAUUAACAUAAAACAAUAAAUAAUUAUUUAAUUAACUAUUAGUAAUUAAUUAUUUUGUUUGGUAAAAUGAACAAGGGAAAGAAAUUGUAGCCUACUUGACUGAUGUGAUGAGAUAAGUUGAAUUAGUCCCCUAGAGGACUCUUAAGCCCUGAGUGAAAUAAUUUUUUAUGCAAUUAAAAAAGGAUCAUGUCAAUAUUCACCAAGAUACCCCCUUCUUCCCUUCCCCUUUCACAACUGGUCCAGACAAGUGGUAGGAUCAUAGCGCAUUGACAAAGCUAGAAGCUAAACAAAAACCAUUGGUAGAAAUAUGUCUAAUUGUACGGAUUUAUUAUGUCUAGGUCAAUUGUACAUACAAAUACAUGACUGAUCCAAACUAAUUGAUACAAUUACACUUAAUAUAAGCUUUUUUUUUUAUAAAAAGUAUUUUUUUUAUGUUUUUCUUGUUUAUGUAUUGUAAAUCACUUGUGUAUACUUUUGUUUCAUAAUAAAACAUCUUUCUUGAUAAAGCAAUAAAGUAUUCCAUCCUUCUUGCAUGGGCCCCAUGCAUUAAUUAUAAACCAUGACUUAUGUUGAUAUAAACAAAUAUCAUAUAAUGUAUAAAAGGUGAUGGUCUUCUUACAUAUAUAGGUCAUCUGGUAUCAGAAAAUAUCUGUUCCACAUGUCAUACUUCAUUCUUUAAUGUAUGAUAGAUGAUGGUUUAUCCAUAAUGCUAUUGAUUCCAUCACUUCUAGUUAAACAUUGUAACCCUCAAGUAGCAGUCCCUGUUUCACCUGUUAAAUAUAUAUUAUUAAAAUUGUUUGGUAAAAUUUAAUGAUGUGUGCACCAUGAUACAAACAGCAAUAAAUGUUGCCAGCAAUGCAUCUUUGUGAUAAAGUUGUUAAUAAAAAAUUGAUUUUUCGUUGUGUAGCUAUACACUUUUUGUGUGCAACACAUAAUGUCUGUAAAGUGAAUAGACUUUUUGUGUGUGACACAUAGUGUCUGUAAAGUGAAUAGACUUUCUGUAUGCACUUGACCACUAAACAUGUUCACUCUAGGUCUUUUUGUAUUGCAUACACCCCAUGUCUAUACUAAAUUAUACAUAUGUUGGUAUUGACUACUGUAAAUGUCUACACUAAUCAUUGUACAUGUAUUAUUACCAUUAUUAUUGUACAUUUCUACACAUCUAAGUUGCUUUUUUUAUGUUAUGUUUAUACUAUAGAGAUGUUAUUUUUAUACCUGAAUUUCCCUUAAAUAUGAUGAUAGACUUAUGUGGGCCUAUAAUGUUGCUAGUUAGAUAUGGACCUUUGUAGUGAUUGUAACUUUUUGAGAAGAAAAUAAAUUUUAUAAACAUUUGUAUUUUUUAGUCAUAAUAAAGUUCUGUAAAUGGCUUUAUUAAAUGUUAGUUUUAACUUUUUUCUUUUCUUUUUUUUUUUUCUAUCUUCUAUUUUUGCUUUUACUUAGAUACAUGGGUUUUAAUAGCUAGAUACAUUUUAGAAAAACAUUUUUCUAAAAACUUUGUAUUUUUUCAUACCCAAAAAAAAUUGCCAUAGAACAUGACAAUAACCUGAACGUUAUUGCAGUUAUGUCUAGAUCUAGAUCUUUGUAUGUGAACUAGUAGUUUUAAACAUGUAGAUUAUAUGCAUUUAUGAACUAAAGUAUUAAUUUCCAGAAACAAUUCCUGGUUCUAAAACAUUCCAUUCAUUCUAUAAUGAACUGUAUAUGUUUUGAUUUGUGCUAAAGAUUAAACAUUUAAUAGACUAUGAAAUAA